Molecule: messenger RNA, 879 nt
Organism: Exophiala aquamarina CBS 119918
Lineage: Eukaryota; Fungi; Ascomycota; Eurotiomycetes; Chaetothyriales; Herpotrichiellaceae
Exons: 2
Coding region: 1-879 (292 amino acids)
Cellular component (GO): mitochondrion
Molecular function (GO): protein-containing complex binding
Source: RefSeq, a predicted model, not a curated record
AUGGCUCAAGCAGCCAAACGGAAGCUCGUGGUCGCCGGCGGGAAUGGCUUCUUGGGUUCCCGCAUUUGCAAGUCCGCCGUUGCUCGAGGGUGGGAUGUCACUUCAAUAAGCCGAACAGGAGAACCAACGUGGUCAUCUGUGUCCUCAGAAAACAUGCCCCCCUCAUGGUCUACUUCGGUAACCUGGGCUAAGGCUGACAUCCUAAAGCCGACAUCCUACACCUCAUACCUGAAGAACGCCGACGCUGUUGUGCACACCAUGGGCAUCCUCCUCGAAGCAGACUACAAGGGUGUCAUCUCGGGUAAAGAAUCCGUUGUCUCCGGGCUGUCACGGGCAUUCAGUUCAACGAAAUCAGGCAGCGCAGCAGAUCCACUCACACGCACCCCUGGUGCAGAGUUGGGUAAAGGUGAAAAAGACGGUCAGAUCACUUAUGAGCUCAUGAACCGAGACAGUGCAAUCGCACUGGCACAAGAAAGUGAACGCGAGAAUGUCAAGACCUUUGUCUAUAUCUCCGCCGCGGCCGGUGCCCCUAUGCUUCCCUCGAGGUAUAUCACGACCAAGAGAGAGGCCGAAAGUACAAUCGCCAGCCAAUUGGUGAAGUUGCGAUCUAUAUUUAUCCGACCCGGCUUUCUAUACGAUAGUAGCCGAAUGUUCACUCUUCCAAUUGCUGCGUCUGGAAUGGUGGGCAGUACGGUGAAUAGCCUGGUAGGUGGUAACUUAACCAAGCUAUUCGGUGCGGCCGUAGAGAAGCCGCUGAAGGCAGAUCUUGUGGCGGAUGCGGUAGUUGAGGCCAUCGAAGACGAAGGGACUAGGGGCGUGAUCGAUACAAAGCUGAUUGAGGCAUUGGCCGCGAAGGCUUGGAGGAAGGGAAUGCUCUGA